This is a messenger RNA of Hemibagrus wyckioides, 3327 nucleotides long. RefSeq names its product ubiquitin specific peptidase 5 (isopeptidase T) (gene usp5). The transcript has 20 exons. The record is from RefSeq and is a predicted model, not a curated record. Gene Ontology annotation, molecular function: cysteine-type deubiquitinase activity; zinc ion binding; protein binding. The coding region runs from base 153 to 2720 and encodes 855 amino acids. Lineage: Eukaryota; Metazoa; Chordata; Actinopteri; Siluriformes; Bagridae. Gene Ontology annotation, biological process: protein deubiquitination.
GCUGCAGUUCAUUGAGCGAAACGGAAAGAGAAAAGGGAGUAAGCAGAGCUGUCACAUCGCGCCUGGUAUUUUGGGUUGGAGUGCUGUGGUCUGGGAGCAAAAAAGCAAGACGGGACGAGUGCGCGAAAGAAAGCUAGAGUUAUCCAGAGGACAUGGCGGAGACGAGCGAGGUUUUGAUGUCGGUGUUGUCCACUAUUCGGGUCCCGAGGCCCGGAGACCGCGUUCAUAAAGAUGAGUGCGCGCUGUCAUUCGCUUCUCCGGAGAGCGAGGGAGGUCUGUACGUCUGCAUGAACUCUUUCCUUGGCUUUGGGAGUCGCUUUGUGGAGCGGCAUCACGCGCGGUCCGGCCAGAGAGCUUACCUGCACAUCAAGCGCACGCGCAAGCCGCACACCCAGAAAGAGGAUGACGGCAGUACCGGGUCAGGGGAUCCUCCCAAGAAGAAACCCACUCGCUUGGCCAUAGGGAUCGAGGGCGGAUUUGACGUGGAGCAGGAGCAGUAUGAGGAGGAAGUCAAGGUUGUCCUUUUCCCAGACAGACAGGAAGUCACCUCAGAGGACCUGGCCACUAUGCCAGAUGUAGUGAGAGAGCGAGUGUCACUGUCGAUGGCGGGGUUGCUGGCUGCAGACUCAGUAUCACAAGCCCUGCAGGUGCAGCAGUGGGACGGAGAAGUGAGGCAGGAGUCCAAACAUGCAGCUGAACUCAAGCAGCUCGAUAACGGAGUCAAAAUUCCUCCUAGUGGGUGGAAGUGUGAGGUGUGUGACCUGCAGGAGAACCUGUGGAUGAACUUGACGGAUGGCAAGGUACUGUGUGGGCGGAGAUAUUUCGAUGGUUCAGGUGGAAAUAACCACGCUCUUCAGCACUUCCAGGAGACAGGGUACCCGCUGGCUGUCAAACUGGGCACCAUCACUCCUGACGGAGCUGACGUUUACUCAUAUGAUGAGGAUGACAUGGUUUUGGACUCAAAACUGGCAGAGCAUCUCACCCAUUUUGGUAUUGAUAUGAUGACCAUGGAGAAAACGGAACACACUAUGACUGAAUUAGAGAUUGCAGUGAACCAGCGUGUGGGGGAGUGGGAAGUGAUUCAGGAGUCUGGCACCACACUGAGGCCUCUCUGGGGCCCUGGGCUCACGGGUAUGAAGAACCUGGGCAACAGCUGCUACCUCAACUCAGUCAUGCAAGUGCUCUUCACCAUCCCUGACUUCCAGGAAAAGUAUGUGUCCAGCAUUGACAAGAUCCUGGAUGAAGCCCCAAGUGAUCCCAGUCAAGACUUUAAAACACAAGUAGCAAAACUGGGCUAUGGUUUGCUUUCGGGAGAAUACUCUAAACCAGCUCCAGACCUAGGCGAUGACCCCAGUGCGUCCUCUGAACCCAGGGGAGAUCAGGUUGGCAUAGCACCCCGCAUGUUCAAAGCCCUCGUUGGACGGGGCCACCCUGAAUUUUCCACUAAUCGGCAACAAGACGCUCAGGAGUUUUUUCUUCACUUCAUAAACAUGGUGGAGAGGAACUGCCGGUCAGGGCCAAACCCAUCUGAAGCAUUCCGCUUCCUGGUGGAGGAAAGGAUCGUGUGCCAGCAGUCUCAGAAGGCCAAAUAUACUCAACGAGUGGACUACAUAGUUCAGCUGCCUGUGCCUAUGGACCAGGCCACCAACACAGAAGAGUUACAGGAGGCUGAGCGUCUGCGGGAAGAGGCAGAGUCAUCUGGAAACCCCCCUCCUGUUGCUACUCGAGCUCAAAUCCCGUUCUCAGCCUGCAUGAAUGCUCUUAGUGAGCCUGAGACACUCACAGACUUCUGGAGCUCUGCGGUGCAGGGCAAGACCACUGCCACCAAGACCACACGCUUUGCUUCAUUCCCUGACUACCUAGUCAUCCAAAUCAAGAAAUUUACUUUCGGCCUGGACUGGGUCCCUAAAAAACUGGAUGUUAGCAUUGACGUUCCUGAUACACUGGAUCUGAGCGAGCUACGGGGAAAUGGACCGCAGCCCGAGGAGGAGCUUCUUCCAGAGGUGGCCCCGCCCCCUCUCAUGACCCCUGACGUGGAGGUCAAAGGUAUCCUGGGUUCCCAUGGCAACGAGGACGACGACUCUCUCUAUUCCCCACUGCUGUCUCCAGUGUUGGAUGAGUCCACAGUGUCUCAGCUGUGUGAGAUGGGCUUUCCUCUCGAAGCAUGCAGGAAGGCUGUGUAUUACACAGGGAACACGGGCAUCGACGCUGCCAUGAACUGGGUGAUGGGGCACAUGGAUGAUGCAGAUUUUGCCUCUCCUUUGGUGUUGCCUGGCUCUAGUUCUGCUCCUGGAUCCACACCCACUGAAAGCCUGUCAGAGGAGCACCUGGCGACCAUUGUCUCCAUGGGAUUUAGCCGAGAUCAAGCCUCACGUGCUCUCAAAGCUACGAGUAACAUUCUUGAGCGGGCAGUGGACUGGAUCUUCUCUCACCUGGAUGAUCUGGAGUCUAUGGAGGUGUCUGAAGGUGGACGCUCAGAGGGUGCCAGCGAAGCCAGUCGAGACGUGCCGCCUGGACCACGCGUUCGCGACGGGCCAGGAAAGUACGAGCUGUUUGCUUUUAUCAGUCACAUGGGCACGAGCACAAUGUGUGGUCACUACGUCUGCCACAUCAAAAAGGACCAACAAUGGGUAAUCUUUAAUGAUCAGAAAGUCUGCGCCUCUGAGAAACCACCGAAAGACCUGGGCUACCUGUACUUUUACAGGAGAGUGGUGGAGUAGAAGGCAUCAUCUACACACAUGCAUACACACACACACACACACACACACACGUUGUCUUAGCUGCUGAGGGAUGCGAGGGAGGGGGGGCAUACUCAAGCUUCUGAACUGACAGUUUUUUGUUUGAGCAAUUCAAGCACUUCUUCCUCUUAAACUGCCCACAGCCAGCCAGGGGAGCAUCUUUGUUAGGAGUUAGCAGUGCUGCAGGAAUCCUGAAAGCAAGUGAACUCCUACAUAACAUCUCUCUCUCUCUCUCUCUCUCUCUCUCUCUCACUCUCACUUCCUCCUCCUCUGGUUCUGUAAUGGUUUUUGUGCAGUUUGUUGCUUCUAGAGCCAGGCUCGGCUCUACCGUUUUUUUCUCCCAUGUGUUCCGAAAACAAGGUUUCUUCAAAGGAUGGAAGACUUGGAUCACUACAUGACAAUAAAGUAAAGGGUACACACUGAAGAAGAAUUACUUAAAAAAUAAAAAUCAAAAAAAUCAAACUGGUUGUGCUGUCAUGUGUUGCAAGGCUGAUAUAGCUGAAGGUUUUUUUCUCCAUUUUGGGGGAAAUGAAAUCAUUUUGUUCUUUCCGCUUUGAAAAAAAAAAUUAAAUAAAAGAUGUGUCUCUUU